AUGAGGCCUACAUUUGCUAUUGGAGAGAAUUUACAUAUCAAUGAACAAGAAAAUAACAAUGGGAAAGAAGAAAAAGAUGGUGGUGAUGAUGGUAGAAAAGAAGGAAAGGAAGUAAUUAUCAAAGAAUCAAUCAUAGUCGAUGGAGAGAUAAUACCACCUAAACCAGAAUUUCCAGACAAUUGUUGUAUGAGUGGAUGUGCACAUUGUGUAAUAGAUAUUUAUAACGAAGAUUUAGAAGAAUGGGAAAAAAAAAUUAACCAAGUAAAAGAAAGAUUGAAGAAAAAAGGGAAAACUUUACCGUCAAAUAUAUUUCAAAAAAAUGGUGAGGAUGAUGAUGAUAACAGUAAUGUGAAUGUUGGGUUGAAAGUUUUUAUGGAAUUAGAAAAUUUAUCUGAAUUUGGUUUGAUUAAUCCAUGCCAAUCAAUACCUAUGAAUCUUAUUGCUUCUCCCAGUGUUCAAGAUGAUUGUCAUUACUACUGA
Messenger RNA from Entrophospora sp. SA101, 480 nucleotides. The record is from the annotation of a GenBank genome assembly. Lineage: Eukaryota; Fungi; Glomeromycota; Glomeromycetes; Entrophosporales; Entrophosporaceae.